ACCAUUGGUCUCGGGGGCGGGGCUUGGGUACAAGAUGGCCGCCGCGCGCCCGGAGACUCCGAGUCCGAGCUCACCGACCUGGGAGUCGCGAUUCCCGGAGCCACCGGACCUGGUCCUGGUGCCUGACGACGGCCGCGCCGCCACGCCCCCGAGCGACCUCAUCGAGAUCCAGGUGGUGAAGGUCACAGACACCACGCUGGUCCCGGAGCCCCCCGAGCCGGGCUCCUUCCACUGUGCCUUGUGCCCCGCCGCCUUCCGGCUGGUGUCCGAGCUGCUGUUCCACGAACACGGCCACCUGGCGGGGGCCGAGGGCGGCGGGCACGGCGGGGAUCCCAGCCGGUGCCACGUGUGCGGUCACAGCUGCGCGGGCCCCGCCAGCCUGCGCGCGCACUACAGCCUGCACACGGGCGAGCGGCCCUACCGCUGCGCGCUCUGCCCCCGACCCUACCACUGCGGCGUCUGCGGCAAGGGCUUCACGCAGUCGUCCGUGCUGAGCGGCCACGCGCGCAUCCACACGGGAGAGCGCCCCUUCCGCUGCGCCCUGUGCGACCGCACCUUCAACAACUCCUCCAACUUCCGCAAGCACCAGCGCACCCACUUCCACGGGCCGGGCCCGGGCCUGGGGGACUCGGGGGGCCAGCCGGUCAAGCCACCAGUGGGCUUGGGUCUGGUCACUCACAGCAGCAGCACCUGA
This is a messenger RNA of Carlito syrichta (Philippine tarsier), 694 nucleotides long. It is a transcript of the gene ZNF784, whose product is annotated as zinc finger protein 784. The transcript is spliced from 4 exons. NCBI's taxonomy places the organism in Eukaryota, Metazoa, Chordata, Mammalia, Primates, Tarsiidae. The coding region runs from base 35 to 694 and encodes 219 amino acids. Gene Ontology annotation, biological process: regulation of transcription by RNA polymerase II. The record is from RefSeq and is a predicted model, not a curated record. Gene Ontology annotation, molecular function: DNA-binding transcription factor activity, RNA polymerase II-specific; RNA polymerase II cis-regulatory region sequence-specific DNA binding. Gene Ontology annotation, cellular component: nucleus.